AGCAUGUGCACGGUGGGAUACGGAGACGUGAACCCGGCUACCAUCCUCGGCAAGACGUUUGGCAUGAUCGUGGUGGUGGUGGGCGUGCUGGUGAUCGCGCUGCCGGUGACGGUCAUCGGGAGCAACUUCUCCGUGGGGUUCAACAAGGAGGAGGCGGAUCGCGAGAUGGCGGAGAAGAAACUUCUGGUGGACGAGCGGAGACGUUUGGCGGAGGAGGCGGCGUUGAUGAGGGAGAGCGUCAGCGGGAGCGAAACCUCAUCGCCGAACUUUUCGCGGUUGCAGUCCCUCAACGACGACGGGGACUCGCCCGCUGUCCCGAAUCGCGCGUAGGCGAUUGGGGCGGCCUGACCGGCGCGCGCGGUAUCACGGCUCGUCGGUUGUAAUGUAAGAGUUAAUAAUUGACACG
Messenger RNA from Micromonas commoda, 406 nucleotides. RefSeq lists its product with no specific name. Gene Ontology annotation, biological process: potassium ion transmembrane transport. The record is from RefSeq and is a predicted model, not a curated record. Gene Ontology annotation, molecular function: voltage-gated potassium channel activity. The coding region runs from base 4 to 330 and encodes 108 amino acids. Lineage: Eukaryota; Viridiplantae; Chlorophyta; Mamiellophyceae; Mamiellales; Mamiellaceae. Gene Ontology annotation, cellular component: membrane. The transcript has a single exon.